UAUACAAUUUACAAUUGUGCGCCUUCUAGAGUUAUUGAUUAGUUUCUUUCUUCAAGUAGAAGUAAUAAUUUAUUACUCCCUCUGUCCCAUUUAAUUGUAUACGUUUCUUUUCAACUGCUCGACACGCAUUUCAAUGCUCUUAUAAAACAUAGUUCCGUAAUUUAUUUUUGAGAUUUUCUUUUUCAGAAUAAAAAUAUAACAUCCAAACUUUAAUUCAGAAAAAGAAAAUUUCAAAAAUAAAUUACACAACUACACUCUACAGGAGCAUUAAAGUACGUGCCGCGUCCCCGUCUCCCAAUGUAUACAACUAGGGGGACGGAGGGAGUAUGAAAUAUAACGUUUUCGACAACUGAAAAAUGUAAACGUGGCAGUCAUAUGCAGUACUGCGACCAUGUUAGGGCACGUGGCAAGAACAAACAUCAACGUGGAUAUAGUUGAUGACAAAUGCUCUUGAAAGAUAUGCAUCCAGUAGUAGUAUUAUUUUUUAGUUUUAUACAUCAUGAACGGUGAUUAAAAGAAAUUAUAUUUCUCCAUCAUGAACAGUGAUAAAAAAUCAUAGAAAAAACCUAAAUACAGAACAGUUCGGAAGUAUAAGAAAAUUUAUAUCCAGGGCCUACAGUGUACAAUAAUGAAGCAGUUAACGUUUUGAGAUGACUGCAAAUUUCGGUUUUAUAGCCUUGUAUCUUUGGUUGCAAAUAGAAUCAGGUGUUUGCAGAGUAAGAGAGGAACUCCGUUAUUUGGAAAUCCCAAGUCUUAUGUUCCGUUUGGUUGGAGAGAAUGGAAUGAAAUGAGUUAACAUGAGAAUAGAAUGGAAUGAAAUCCUAAGUCUUAUGUUAUUUGGAAAUCCUAAGUUUUAUGUUCCAUUCUCUCCAACCAAACACAACAAAUGACUAAAAUUAUUUGAAACUAUAGAUAUAGGAAGGAAGUUUUGAAAUACAAAUUGAGUACAAAAUUGCUAUGAUGGGAUUUGAGAAGAGAUUAGAGAUAGGAGAUGAUAACUCCAAAUCUCGUCCAAGGUUUCGGUGCACUGUUCCGGGAAGCUUCAGGCAAGACCUAACCUGCAAAACAACGCGACACGGGGGGUGACAUCCCGCGAGGCGCCUCCGGCGUGAUAAUCAGUGAUCGGAAUGUGCUUGACAAGUUAGGGAAAUCAGAGAGUUUUCACUCUAAAUAUAUGGUGAGAGAUGCUUUCUAGGGAGAGUUCUUCAACUUUGGUUGGGGAGUCUCUUAUAUAGGCCCUCGGCCGCCACUGUUGCUACAGUGGCGGGAGUGGGUCUGUAGACACUCCCCAGCAUGGAUGACUGCUUUGGUGCAACUACUGUCUUUUUUCUGUCCUUUUGGGAUUUGUGCAUGCCUGUUACCCUGUUUGCCUUGUACUUACACUACUAGAAUUAGUGGAUAUGACAUCGCACUUCAGACAUCAUGCCAAAAAUCACCGAUGUUAAACAUCUUUUUAACAUCGAUAGUUAAUAAGAUGAUGUCUUUUAGUUUUUUCGACAUCGGUUCAGUAAUUAAACGAUGUGAAAGCUUCAUUUUUAAAAUUUCAUCCCGCGAUCUAUCUCUUUAUUUCCCGCUUGCUUAAAAAAACAUACUCCCCCCUUAGCAUAUUUCCCCUCCCGCCUUAGAACAUUAAAACAAUAUUCAGACAAAAUAAAUCAAAAGUAACUAAAGACAUAAUUUAAAACAAAAUCUAAAACAUAACACAGCUGAGCUAGUGUCGAGAUUUUCUUCAAACGGUAAGCCCCUUUCUUCCUCGCUAUAAACCCUAGAACCCAAUUCGUUCAAACCACGGCAUUCAAUCCAUUUUUUUGUUUGUUUCUUUGUUCCGAACCUCGAUUAAACCUAUUUUGUUUCCUUUUGUUUGUUUUUUCAGCAGAGCUCGAGCUUGGGAUUUUAGGGUUUGAAGUGGGUGUCGAGGAUUAAAGUGGGGUUCGACGGAAUUGGCUUGCGAGGUUCGAGUUUGGGUUUUUUCAGCUAUUUCGAGUUUCAUUGUCUACUCAGGUAGGUAGCUUUUGGUAUUCAUAUACAUGGAUAAGACGUGGAUUUCCAAAGAAAGGGAUUCUUUAGAUUACGAAAUUGGGGUAGAAGAGUUCUUAAUAUAUGCUCAAGAGAAUUCAAAAGAUCCCAAGAGAAUACCCUGCCCAUGUGCACGAUGUGCUAACUUCAAACAGUUUUCUGUAAAUAUUAUAAGGGGACAUAUCUACGAAAAUGGUUUUAGUUUAGGGUAUGUCAAUUGGAUUUGGCACGGGGAAAACGAUAUUGGGACGACUAGGUCAUCCGUUGGUAGUACACCUCUGCCUACUUUAGUUCCGAAUUUUGACACAAACAUUGAUGUUGAUAUAUCGGAAACGGUUAAUGUCUGUGAAGCAGCAUAUAAGUCAUAUGAUUACGACAAUGAAUCUUUUGAGUUUAGGAGGUUUGUGGCCGAUGCCCAACAACCAUUGUUUGAGGGCAGUGACUACACCAAACUAGAGUCCAUGCUAAAAUUACAUAACUGGAAAGCUAGAUUUGGAAUUAGCGACACUGCAUUUUCUGAUUUGCUAUCUUCCAUUGGGUCUUUUCUUCCUAAAGAUAACGUGAUGCCUGCUAAUUCAUAUGAAGCAAAAAAAAUUCUGUCCAACUUAGGCCUCGAAUACAUCAAAUUUCAUUCUUGUCCGAAUGAUUGCAUACUAUAUAGGGGUAUAUAUGCUGAUGAAUCUGAGUGUCCUAAGUGUCAUCUAUCUCGGUGGAAGGUGGGAAAAGAUGGUAAAGUUAGGGUAAACAUUCCCGCCAAAGUUAUGUGGUAUUUUCCAAUUAUUCCUAGAUUUAGACGGAUGUUUAAGUCUGCUACUACCGCUGAACUGAUGACUUGGCAUGCAAAUCAGCGACAACAAGAUGGUAAGAUGAGGCAUCCUGCCGACUCUCCUUCUUGGAGGAAUAUAGAUUAUAGGUGGCCUGGUUUUGGUAAUGAACCAAGAAAUUUGCGUUUAGCUCUGGCAGCGGAUGGUAUAAACCCCCACAAUAAUGGUCUAGUCAAUAGGUAUACUUGUUGGCCAGUAGUAUUGGUAAUUUAUAAUCUUCCUCCAUGGUUAUGCAUGAAACGGAAGUUUAUGAUGUUAACAAUAUUAGUCUCUGGUCCACAUGAACCUGGUAAUAACCUUGAUAUUUAUUUACAACCGAUGAUUGAUGAUUUAAAGAAGCUUUGGGAAGAUGGGGAACCAAAUGUAUAUGACGCAUUCAGUAAAUCUUAUUUCACAUUGAAAGCAAUUUUAAUGUGGACGGUAAAUGACUUCCCUGCUUAUGGAAACUUAUCUGGAUGCGUUAACAAGGGUUAUUUCUGCUGUCCAAUUUGUGGUGAUGAUACGGUUGCUAAAUAUUUGGGUCAUAGUAGGAAAAUGAGCUACCAAGGCCAUCGACGAUAUUUGGGUAAGUUUCAUCCUUAUCGGAGACAAAAGGCAGCUUUUAAUGGUCAACAAGAUUUUUCAGAUGCACGUCCACCCCUUUCUGGACAAGAAGUGUUAGCACAGCAGGAGGCAAUUGAGUUCUCAUUCGGGAAGGAAGUGAAAAAAUCCAAAAAAGUUCAAAGUCCAUGGAAGAAGAAGUCAAUCUUCUUUGAAUUAGAAUAUUGGAAGUUUCACCAUGUUCGUCAUUGUCUCGAUGUUAUGCACAUCGAGAAGAACGUGUGCGAUAAUAUAAUUGGGACAUUACUAAACAUGCGGUUUAAGUCGAAAGAUAGUGUGGCAUCUCGUCUUGAUAUGGUUGACAUGGGUGUUAGGCAUGAUUUAGAUCCUGGAGUCACGCAUACCCUGAAACCGGAUUUUGAAUCUUAUGUUGUUAAUCGGUUGAUAGAGGGCGGCUACAAUCGCAUAUAUUUAAUGCCGCAUAAUCAGCAUGUCCAUUGGAUUUUGAUUAUGAUAUGGGAUGGUGACAUUUAUAUUAUGAAUCCUUUGCCACAUCCGAGAAAUUUUUCUGAAGUGGAAAAUAGAUUAUCAAGCGCGCUAGAAUCUUACAAUGCUCAAACUGGAAGGCAAAAGAGAACUCCUAGAGUAGUAAAUCUUCUCGGAUGCCCUAAACAGCCCGGGGGCAUUGAAUGUGGUUAUGUUGUCAUGCGGUAUAUGAGGGAUAUAAUUUCCGAUACGGAAAUGGCUUUUCAGAGCAAGUGGGCAGCGAAGACUCGAAGGUCGUAUACCAUGGAUGUACUUGAAGAGGUGCGCUUGGAGACCCUUGAAUUCAUCGAAAACUUCAUGUAAUUGGUUCCGAAUUAUUAUGUAAUGACUUGAAAGCUGCAAAACUUUGAUUUUUGGUACAUAGCAAGAUGUUUGGUAGUAGCAGCAGUAUUUGUUAUGGUAUCGUGCGUCGUACAAUGUUUGGUACUUAUUUUGGUCUAGAUGGUCUCCGUUAAUUAAGAUUGAAGGUCAGCUUCUAGCUAGUUAUAGCUUUUGUGGAUUUGACUUGGUAAUUGGUAUAUACCUUAUUUUGGUAGC
Daucus carota subsp. sativus is the source of this 4463-nucleotide messenger RNA. RefSeq lists its product as uncharacterized. The transcript is spliced from 6 exons. Bases 2028 to 4229 code for a protein of 733 amino acids. The record is from RefSeq and is a predicted model, not a curated record. Gene Ontology annotation, molecular function: cysteine-type peptidase activity. Gene Ontology annotation, biological process: proteolysis. NCBI's taxonomy places the organism in Eukaryota, Viridiplantae, Streptophyta, Magnoliopsida, Apiales, Apiaceae.